AUGUCAUCUCAAGUCGUCGAUCCAAACUCCACCGCGGAUCGAAUGAAAGUGGAAUGCGCAGGCACUUUUCGAAGGAAGUACUUUCAGUGUGGCAUUUGUGAUCAUCCCCUUAGUGAAUCCGACUACGUCACGUACAAUCUCAUCGUGAGCGGGGUCAUUUUGCCUCUCAUUGGUUUAUUCGGACUCGUUGGAAAUGGCCUUUCUGCGUUUGUUUACAGCAGACCAGAGAUGCGAACGUCAACAAAUCUUUAUUUGUGCGCAUUAGGCUGCUCUGAUAGUGCUGUCAUAUUGACGGGAAUUUUUCUAUUUUUUCUAGACAGCGUACGAAAGUUUUCACUCAACUUAACAAGAUUGUUUGGGUUAUUUUCUCCUAUCGUUUUUCCUAUGGGUAUGACAGCACAGACAUGCUCCGUAUAUUUCACUAUAUUUGCGGGAGCCGAUUGUUUUGCUCAGGUAUGCCUGCCAGAAAAUGUGAAGAGAUCAGUCGCUAGAACGCCGUUUAUUCGCCGUUGCAUUGUUUUCGUGUUUGUAUUUGCUGUUCUCUACAAUAUUCCUCAUUGUUUUGAGGCGGUUGUUAUUGAUUGCUAUCAUGAAACCCUCCGAGGGUCCUCCUGGGAGGUCUGUCCGGAAACGAUGAGAUACAACGAAUUGUAUCAAGAAAUCUACUACAAGUAUAUGUACGCAAUAUUUCUAGCUGUUGGCCCUCUUAUAAUACUUGUUAUAUUGAAUACAUUCAUUAUUGGUGCAUCAAUAUUUGGCACUGGAGGAACAAGUGCUGGAGAUACGAUAUCUUUGAUACUGGUCGUACUCCUGUUUAUUGCUUGUAACGUAGCCGCCCUAUUGCUGAACACUUUUGAAGAUAGAAUAAUCGAGUCAAUUGGGCCGUACAUAAACUACAUCGUUGACCUCUCCAAUUUGCUCGUCGUUUUUAAUUCAAGUUUCAACUUCAUUAUCUACGUGACGUUUUCACGGAGUUUCAAAGAGACGCUUUGUAAAUAUCUGUGUGAUCGUAGCGCUAAGGCAGAUUACGACACACCUUGCAUAGCAACCGAGAAAGCAUCUGGACCGACGUUAUAUAAAGAAACAUUUGGUCGUCUACUUGCUGCUUCUCAACCAGAGAGAAAAAGUUUCCUAAGUUGA
This is a messenger RNA of Ostertagia ostertagi, 1140 nucleotides long. The record is from the annotation of a GenBank genome assembly. NCBI's taxonomy places the organism in Eukaryota, Metazoa, Nematoda, Chromadorea, Rhabditida, Trichostrongylidae.